AUGUGGGUAUAAGCUUACUUUUAUUUUUUUGUUACUCCAUACUGUGUAAUCUUGUAAGGGUUGUGCAUGGAGUGUGUUAGGGGUCACUAGAUGUGCAUGCUUCAGGGGGAAAGAGAAGACCAGAUCUCACAGAACUUUGAAAUUACAGUGGAAUUCAUUAUGGGCAAUGGCCUUUAAAAAUGCUUAGGAAAAGUACAGAUAAUUGCCUUCCUUUUGGUACACCUUGCUCCCAUUUUCUUUGCCCAGGGUCAGUAUUUGGGUAUUAUGCCAUUUUCCCAGCAGGUUGAGUCCUUGAUUUCCGUUGAUUUCAGUAGUUAUUGUGUGCAUUAUGAAUCAGAUACACAAGGCAAAGGCCCAGUCUGCAAUUACUGCUGCUCCUUGGCAGGAGUUUAUUCAAUCUGUUCCUCUUGGCUAGACCUCUUAUCCUGGCUUUGUGGUCUUAUUUACAUUGUGAUGGCAAAGUUAUUUCCACUCCAAAGCGCUGUAGUGAUAUUGUCUAAAUGAUUCAGGACAAGAUAUAGCUAGGGAUCUGUGGAGACCUGAACUUAAUUUAAAUUCCGCAAGAACUAUCUGUUAUUUUCAGUCUUUAUUAUUAUUAUUAUUACUAUUAUUAUUAUUAUUAUUUUAAUUAAUAGAAGAUGUAGACUUUUUGGAUUGAGGGUUGAAACUUCUUUUCUUGAGAAAUACUGUUUGGUCUUCUGAGCCAUCGUGUGAAUGCCCUACUCCUGGACCUCAUAUGUAAAUAUUUUCCAUCAUAUUUGAUACCAUUCAUGGGUUAUGUAGAUGCAUAAUGAUGUGGGUGCAGUUUAUGCUUUAAAGUCUGAGUGCAGAGCCAUGGAUUUGGCAAAGAACUAGGGAAAAGUGCGUGUUUAGGGAGGAUCUGUUUCAGGAAAUCUUAAACCACACAAUUCCAAAUAUUCGUGCUGUAGAAUGUAAGUUUUUAUUGUUUGCUCUCUUAUUUUUUUGUACUUAAGAUAAAUUUGUCUCUUAAAACAGUUUUUUGGGGGAUAAGCACAUUCCUUGAACAAAGUACAUCCCACUGAAUUUCCAGUGGGAAUUCAAAUUAUUGUUUGUUUGCUGUCUAUCCAUGUGCAUGGUCGUAUCCCACAGUGGAGGUGAAGUAAGCUGUUCCUCAUUCAGUGAUUUGUGAUUGCCACUCGCAUUAGUGCACCCAAAAGUAAAAGUAAGGCUUUAUAUACUGACAUUUACUGUAGGGCAUUUUACACACAGGAACUUGUUACUUUACAGCAGUUUUGGUGUCCAAGUCCUAAUGUUGCCCCUGCCUUGGGUUAAUCAUUUUCAGAAUGUUGAUUUUAGAGUGCUUCAAAAAUUUGCCACUUGAAUCAGGCACGUGUGCCUACUGGUUGAGAGGAUUAUCUGAACAGUGAAUGUGAAGGGUAAGCAACAAGCCCUGCUGGCAGUGACACUUGUGUUUGCAGCAGACCGUGGUAUGUUGGCAUAAGGGUGCUUGAACGAGUCAGGGGAGGCAAUGAAAAAAUGCUUUGGAGGCGGAGUUGUUUAGAGGAGAGCUUAGCAGCAUGAGAAAUUCGAUCUCAAUAUUCUGAUAGAAACAGAGACCUACGUACCACUGUAGAAAGUCUGGUGAGGAACUCUAUUGAAUGUGUAACUUCAGUCUAAAAAGUACUCAUGUCAGAGCUCCCUGAAGAUGUGUGGCUCAUACUGCUUCAGACUGUCUGGACAUUUGUUGUUUAACUGCUGAAGCUUUCCUACCACUUGUUUCUUUCUUGAAGCCUUAAUCUAUUGAGGGAUCAGAAUUGGCUGCUAUGGAAUCAAGACCAACUAAAACAUGAGAAGAUGUAUUCAAGAUGAUCCAACCAGAAGAUUUUUCACUUCAUAGAAAUCUUAUUUUUGUUUAAUAUGUAAUAUAAUUUCACAAAGCCAGAUUCAGUUACUUUUCUUGAAAUUAAGACACGCCUGUGGCCUUCAUCAGAAAUGUUUCUAACAUUUUCAAGAAAAAAUAUGUCCCAGAAACUGAGUAUGUUUUUACUAGUUUUUGGAAUCAUCUGGGGUUUGAUGUUGCUACGCUACACUUUUCAGUAUCCAAGGCGCCAAAGCAGUGCUGAGUUGCGUGGACAGAUAUUAGAUCUCAGCAGAAGAUAUGUCAAAGCACUGGCAGAAGAAAAUAAAAAUUUAAUGAAUGGUGGCGGUGGAGCAUCUAUGGCAGGAUAUGCUGAUCUUAAGAGAACAAUUGCUGUUCUUCUGGAUGACAUCUUACAACGCCUGGUGAAAUUGGAAAACAAGGUUGAUUACAUUGUUGUGAAUGGCUCAGCAACAAAUACCACUAAUGGAACUAGCCAUCAGGCACCAGUAACUUCAAAUAAACGUGUAAAACCAGCCAGCAACAUUAGAUAGCAAACAGGGCUGCUUUGUGUUGCUACAUCUGUGAUGGGUAAUAUUUAAGAUAAGCUUUUUAUCUCUGGCUAAGGCAAAGCAGUAGUUGACUCUAAAAGAAGCAUAAACUAUUCUAUUAUACUAUGUGCUGGAUUUGUGUAGGCCUAACAUAUGUGCUUAGGUUCUCAAAGCAUUAUUUCAUUGCCUUUGAGCAGUACUUCUGAAGUGAUCUUUGUUGUCUUUAAAGAUAUUUUGAUAUCAUGAUUUGAUGUAGUAUGCCAUCGGAUAAUAAAGCUAUGUGGAAAGCAGUGGGGAACUUAUAGGUAGGUUUAUAAAUAUAUUUAUUUAAGUAUGAAUAUAACAUAUUUUUUGGAUAGGUGAGAAGCAUUGUAGCUUAUUAAUUUUUUGUGAUCUACAUUUAAGCCAAGGUAACUAAGGAAAAUGCGUUGUUAAGCAGAUGUUAGAAAAUGUGUAUACUUAAAAUAUUUUGUUACUUAACUACUAAACAAUAUUAAAUUGAGGACAACAUUGGUGGUAAUAUUUUAAAAUUGUGACCCAAAGAAUGUCUUUAUUUGCACUAUCUGUCAGAAUAGUUGAAGAGAAUUUACUGUAUAUUUAAGAAAAUUAAUUAUAAGAGGAAAAUAUUAUAGGUAGUAACACUGUCCAGGUUUAUCUUUGUGCCAGAGUUAAGGCAGUUAGAUUAUCAAAAGCAAAUCAUAAUCUGUGAUAUCUUAGAUGAUUGUUUCUUACAAAGAUAUUUAAGUGUAUGUAUUUUGUAAUUGCAGAUGAAAUUAUUUAAGUGACGGAAAUAAGUUUUGGAUAUGCAAAUACAGUUUAUUUUUAUUCAUUGGUGAUUGUUUUAACAAUUUAAUACCUUGCAAUUUGUGAUGAGUAUAGCACACGAUCUCCCUGAAUUGCUUUCUUGAUCAGAAGGAAAAUCAGUGAAGGGAAACAAGGCAUCUCUGCAUUUAACAGAGUUAUAUAUACGAAGGGUGUCUAGUCAUGGAGUAUUUGAGAGGUAAGGUAAUAUUUGCCUUAUGCCUAAGUUAGUCUUACAGCAAAGUGAAAUGCAUUCAGCAUGGAUGCACUGUAUUUCAAAAUGUUCCUGAAGUCAUAUUUAAGUGCCACUGAACCUGUUUUUUAAAUCGUAGUGAAUGUUUGGUGGGGAUAGAGGAUACGUUCAGAGACUUUUGCCAAAAGUGUCGUGUGAGUGGGGUUUUGGGGGUGGGUAAAACCAGAGGUGCUGGAUGAUACACCAUCCAGAGUUAUGUGUUUUUUCUUUUCUUCUGUUUCCCUGCUGAUAUUCUUGAUGGUUAUAAAAGAAAAUACACUUGCAACCUUCAUUAGUAUCCAGAGGAUUUUUUUUGGUCACAUUGUGUGUAAACAUGUACUCACUUCAAUGCAGAAAGAGAAAUAAAUUUUUAAUUGUACUUGUAAA
This is a messenger RNA of Pseudopipra pipra, 3790 nucleotides long. It is a transcript of the gene CCDC126, whose product is annotated as coiled-coil domain containing 126. Gene Ontology annotation, cellular component: membrane. The record is from RefSeq and is a predicted model, not a curated record. NCBI's taxonomy places the organism in Eukaryota, Metazoa, Chordata, Aves, Passeriformes, Pipridae. The transcript is spliced from 4 exons. The coding region runs from base 1954 to 2373 and encodes 139 amino acids.